Messenger RNA from Arvicola amphibius (Eurasian water vole), 1780 nucleotides. RefSeq names its product gamma-aminobutyric acid type A receptor subunit alpha4 (gene Gabra4). Gene Ontology annotation, cellular component: postsynapse; neuron projection; dendrite membrane. Gene Ontology annotation, biological process: synaptic transmission, GABAergic; signal transduction; chloride transport. Lineage: Eukaryota; Metazoa; Chordata; Mammalia; Rodentia; Cricetidae. The transcript is spliced from 9 exons. Bases 44 to 1780 code for a protein of 578 amino acids. Gene Ontology annotation, molecular function: GABA-A receptor activity; GABA-gated chloride ion channel activity; transmitter-gated monoatomic ion channel activity involved in regulation of postsynaptic membrane potential. The record is from RefSeq and is a predicted model, not a curated record.
GCCUGGAAACGUGAACAGGCUUAAAGUAUGGCAUGUUGCGAAGAUGGUUUCUGUCCAGAAGGUACCCGCGAUCGCGCUGUGCUCCGGGGUCAGCCUUGCCCUUCUGCACUUCCUGUGCCUGGCGGCUUGUUUAAACGAAUCCCCAGGACAGAACUCAAAGGACGAGAAAUUGUGCCCGGAAAAUUUUACCCGUAUCCUGGACAGUUUGCUGGAUGGUUAUGACAACAGGCUGCGUCCUGGAUUUGGGGGUACGGAUUGUUUCAAAACACGCAAGUGUGCUCUGUGUGUCCGUCUCUGGUCUGCUUGUCUAUUUGUGGAAAUAUCAUUAGGUCCUGUUACAGAAGUGAAAACUGACAUAUAUGUCACCAGCUUUGGACCCGUUUCUGAUGUUGAAAUGGAAUAUACAAUGGAUGUGUUCUUCAGGCAGACGUGGAUGGACAAGAGACUAAAAUAUGAUGGUCCUAUGGAAAUUCUGAGGCUGAACAACAUGAUGGUCACCAAAGUGUGGACCCCUGAUACUUUCUUCAGGAAUGGGAAAAAAUCUGUCUCGCACAACAUGACAGCUCCAAAUAAACUGUUUAGAAUUAUGAGAAAUGGCACUAUUUUAUACACAAUGAGACUCACCAUAAGUGCGGAGUGUCCCAUGAGACUGGUGGAUUUCCCUAUGGAUGGUCAUGCCUGCCCUUUGAAAUUCGGGAGUUAUGCGUAUCCCAAGAGUGAGAUGAUCUAUACCUGGACCAAAGGUCCUGAGAAAUCAGUGGAGGUGCCAAAGGAGUCUUCCAGCUUAGUUCAAUAUGACCUAAUUGGGCAGACUGUAUCAAGUGAAACUAUCAAAUCUAUUACAGGUGAAUACAUUGUUAUGACAGUUUACUUCCACCUCAGACGGAAGAUGGGCUACUUUAUGAUUCAGACGUAUAUCCCAUGUAUUAUGACAGUGAUCCUUUCUCAAGUUUCUUUCUGGAUAAAUAAGGAGUCUGUUCCAGCUAGAACUGUGUUUGGGAUAACCACAGUCCUCACGAUGACCACACUAAGCAUCAGUGCCCGACAUUCGUUGCCCAAAGUAUCCUAUGCGACUGCCAUGGAUUGGUUCAUAGCUGUCUGCUUUGCUUUUGUGUUUUCGGCUCUUAUUGAGUUUGCUGCUGUCAACUAUUUCACCAACAUUCAAAUGCAGAAAGCCAAAAAGAAAACAUCGAAGCCUCCUCCAGAAAUUCCACCUGCCCCAGUGUUGAGAGAAAAUCACCCAGAAACGUCUCUCCAGAAUAUACAUGGCAAUUUGAACAUGAGGAAAAGAACAAAUGCCUUGGUCCACUCAGAAACUGAUAGCAACAGCAGAACUGAGGUGGGAAACCAUUCCAGCAAGACCACCACAGUCCACGAGUCUUCUGAAGCCACCCCUAAGGAAUACUUAGCUUCCAGUCCAAACCCAUUCAGCAGGGCAAAUGCGGCUGAGACGAUUUCUGCAGCCAAAGGUCUUUCCUCUGCGCCCUCUCCCAGCCCUUGUGGCACAUCAAGGCCAGCUUCCUUGGGGUCAACUUCCACUCGCCCUGCGUUUGGGUCCAGACUUGGGCGAAUUAAGACCACAAUUAACACAACAGGGGCCGCAGGGACUGGGUCGGCCACACCUCCUCCCCCUGCUCCACCACCUUCCGGAUCUGGCACAAGUAAAAUAGACAAAUACGCUCGUAUUCUCUUCCCAGUGACAUUUGGGGCAUUUAACAUGGUCUACUGGGUUGUUUAUUUAUCUAAGGACACCAUGGAGAAAUCAGAAAGUCUAAUGUAA